AUGAGUUCGUGGUGGGGCGUGAAUUCAUCCAUCGAUUCCAUUUCUCAUCAAAAGAGAAAUCAAAUUCUUUCCUCUCCUUCAGUAUCACAGAGCGGAGGUAGUGGAGGUGCCUCUUCAUCCUCCAAUGGCAAUAAUAAUAGCGGAGCGAAAAAGGCUUCUUCCUCAACAUCAUCUCCAUCAUUAGGAAAUUCUAAUUCCGCUGUAAAUAAUCCACCAUCGGGAGUUGUUGGUUAUGCAGUGAGUGCCGAUGAUGAAAUUAGGUUUUCAUCUCUGGAAGAUUUAAGUUCCUAUAUUCAACAAUUUGCUUCAAACAUUCAUAAUUUGGAACGAAAUAUCAAACACUUGUUGAGGAAUUAUGAAUUGAGUGGAUCCAACAAAUCAAGUGCCAUUGAUUCCUUAAAUAAUAGCAAGGACUCGGAACGAUUACGUGCUAAAAUUAAGAAUCUCAAAGAUAAGAUUCAAAAGAGCAAGGAUGUGAUUGUGAAGGGCUUGAACCGAUUUUCAAAAAAGAAGAUUGAUAGUAGUAGUGCCUAUGAUGUCAAUGAUAAUGAAUCACUAACAAGCUCGAGUUUAUCUGGUGGAUAUGACUCUAUGGGAAUUUCCUCUUCUCAGAAAAUUCAAUUCAACAAGUUACAAACUCAAUUCAAGGAACUUUGUAAACAAUACGAAAAGUGUAUUCAGGACUAUAGAGACACUGAAAAGAAUAUGAAACGAUCACAACUAUUUAAUUAUGGCGAAGAUGACUUGGAUGCCAUGUUUUCUCACAAAAAGUCUUCGUCUCGCUCUGGCAUGGCAAAUAACAAUGGCAAAGGUAGACCAAUGAAGAGUGACUCCUCUCCAUCACUCUCCGGUAGAGGCAUGGGUGACGAGGACGAAGCUGACAGCAAUUACCAAGAGGAAGAACAUCUUUCACAGCCUGGUGUUCAGUCAUUGGCUCCUCAAUUUGUUUUGAGCGCUGCAGAUCAAGCCACCUUGGAUGUUGAGAAACAAAUUGCACUCGAAACGAAUCGAGAAUUGAGAGAUUUGGAAACUAGUUACUAUGAAUUGCAUCAAUGUUUUGUCGAUUUGAACGAAAUGAUCAAGGAACAAGAUGAAUCCAUCACUGUGAUUCAUGACAAUGUCGUAAAAGCAAAUGAAUAUGUCGAACAAGGUGUCGAAAAUAUUAAGGUUGCCAAUAAUUUCACUGGAAUUGGAAUGUUGAAGAAUAUUUUCUCUCCAGGUAAUAUUGUCAAGAGUUUAAUCAAGUGA
Messenger RNA from Naegleria fowleri, 1248 nucleotides. RefSeq lists its product as uncharacterized. The transcript has a single exon. NCBI's taxonomy places the organism in Eukaryota, Heterolobosea, Eutetramitea, Acrasida, Naegleriidae. Bases 1 to 1248 code for a protein of 415 amino acids. Gene Ontology annotation, molecular function: SNARE binding; SNAP receptor activity. Gene Ontology annotation, biological process: intracellular protein transport; vesicle-mediated transport; vesicle fusion. Gene Ontology annotation, cellular component: endomembrane system; membrane; SNARE complex. The record is from RefSeq and is a predicted model, not a curated record.